This is a messenger RNA of Notolabrus celidotus (New Zealand spotty), 824 nucleotides long. RefSeq names its product cardiac myosin light chain-1 (gene cmlc1). The transcript has a single exon. Gene Ontology annotation, cellular component: myosin II complex. The record is from RefSeq and is a predicted model, not a curated record. Gene Ontology annotation, molecular function: calcium ion binding. Lineage: Eukaryota; Metazoa; Chordata; Actinopteri; Labriformes; Labridae. Bases 108 to 701 code for a protein of 197 amino acids.
UCUCCUCCCUCUCCGUCCUCUUCAUCACUCUCUCCUUCCCUCGACCGCCCCUCCUCUGGCUGCUAUAAAACACCAGCACCUCCGUCCCCCUCCGUCCUCUCUGCACCAUGGCUCCAAAGAAAGUGGAACCCAAGAAGACGGAGGUGAAGAAGCCGGAGGCGAAGAAGGAGGAGGAACCAGCUCCAGCUAAACCUGCGGAGCCUGAGCCCAAACCUCCGGAGGUGGACCUGAAGAGCAUCGUGGUGGAGUUCAGCGCGGACCAGAUCGAGGAGUUCAAAGACGCCUUCACGCUGUUUGACGAGACACCCACAGGGGAGAUGAAGAUCUACUUCGCUCAGUGUGGAGACGUCAUGCGAGCGCUCGGACACAACCCCACCAACGACGAGGUGCUGAAGCUGCUGGGGAGGCCCAAGGCGGAGGACAUGCACUCCAAGCUGCUGGACUUCGACACCUUCCUGCCCAUGCUGCAGCACGUGGCGCGCACCAAAGAGCAGGGCACCUUCGAGGACUUCGUGGAGGGUCUGAGGGUGUUCGACAAGGAGGGUAACGGCACGGUGAUGGGCGCCGAGCUCCGUCACGUGCUCUCCACGCUGGGAGAGAAGAUGACGGAGAGCGAGGUGGACCGGCUCAUGGUAGGACAGGAGGACGCCAACGGACACAUCAACUACACCGAGUUUGUCAAACACGUCCUGGCUGGGUGAAAAAACUGACUGUGGAUCUUCUCCUGAUGGACUCAGGUCCUUCAGAUAUGACUGAUGUAUUAUUCAUAAAUACUGUCACUGUUUGUUUCCACUCUGAGACAAAUAUUAAACAUCUCCAGUCCA